Ceutorhynchus assimilis (cabbage seed weevil) is the source of this 372-nucleotide messenger RNA. The record is from the annotation of a GenBank genome assembly. NCBI's taxonomy places the organism in Eukaryota, Metazoa, Arthropoda, Insecta, Coleoptera, Curculionidae.
AUGAAAGAGAUUGAAGAAUGCGACGUAUGCAAAAAGACUGUCAAGGAUGGUGAAGAAGGCCUGCUUUGUGACGGGUGUUUGAUAUGGAAGCACCGGACCUGUUUAUCAAUGGGUUUAAAGGCUUACCAGAGGAUUUCAAAAUCAGAGGAAGAUUGGCUUUGUGAAAACUGCAAAGUGAAAGGUGAAAGAUCAGAGAAGAAAAGUUCUAAGAGAGAUAGUCAAAAGUCCUACACAAUUGCUGACGUAAUGGCGAAGCUGGAAGAAAUGGACACAAAAUACAAUAACCUGUUCAUGAAAUAUCAGGAGCAGGUGAAGGUGAACAACGAACUGAAAGAGGAACUCUUACAAAUAAAAAUGAACAAAGGGAACUAA